This is a messenger RNA of Triticum aestivum (bread wheat), 1251 nucleotides long. RefSeq names its product glycolipid transfer protein 3. Gene Ontology annotation, molecular function: ceramide 1-phosphate transfer activity; ceramide 1-phosphate binding. Gene Ontology annotation, cellular component: cytosol; cytoplasm; membrane. Bases 200 to 979 code for a protein of 259 amino acids. Gene Ontology annotation, biological process: ceramide transport; intermembrane lipid transfer. The record is from RefSeq and is a predicted model, not a curated record. The transcript has 5 exons. NCBI's taxonomy places the organism in Eukaryota, Viridiplantae, Streptophyta, Magnoliopsida, Poales, Poaceae.
CAUUUCCUGCUCUGACUUCACACAGAGGGGUGUGGAGAACAGCUCCAAGACAUAACAAUUGUUAGAUUUAAAAAUGGCAUCAAGAAGUUGACCCCAUCAUUUGUCCCAAGAAAUGGCAGCAAAUGAGGUUAAAUUUGUGCGUAUAUAACUAGGGGAUUGAGCCAGAUGCCAAGCUAAGUUAGUACACUAUCUAGGAGAGAUGGAGACAGAGAUAGAAAGGGAGAAGAUGGAGAGGGGCAAGUCUGAGCUGAGGGUGGCCAUGGAGGAGCUCUGCUUGCUCAGCCCAGGAGAUGGUGAAGAACAGGAGCAGGAGCAGCAACUUAGGUCAUCCACCAUGGAUCUCCUCUGUGUCUCCAAGCAGCUUCUGCAUGUCCUUGAUGAGAUUGGGCCAACGUUACUAGUCCUCAGGCAAGACAUUCAGCAAAAUGUUCAGAGACUACAAGAUCUCCAUGCAAGAGACUCCUCGAAAUAUGCGACUUUGACCGCGAUUGUGAUAGAGGAAGUGGAGGAGGGGACCUCAAAGAAGACCAACAGUUGCACCAGGGCUAUUAUCUGGCUGGCUAGGUCGAUAAAUUUCUCAGUACAUUUGCUGGAGAGAUUAAUGAAGAACCCAGAUUCAAGCCUGAAAAAGAUGGUGGAAGAAGCAUACAACAGCACCCUGAAGCCAUUCCAUGGAUGGAUCUCAUCAGCUGCUUACAGGGUAGCAUUGGGUCUCAUUCCGGAAAGAGAGAUCUUUAUUCAGCUGCUGAUGGGGAACUGCCAGGAUCCUGAGGAUUUUGGAGGAGAUGUCAUGAUCUUGGUCUCCAUUGUACAGCCUCUGCUAGAAGAGAUCAAUGCCAUUUUGGUCAGUGUUCCCAUCCACAUGCACAUCUUCUUAAUUAAUCAGUCAUUGCAUUGCAUGAGAGAUAUGUGUUUUCUGAUACCGUUCAUGGUUAAUCUACAGGUCAAACACCAGCUGGACAGGCUCAAAUCCACCUGAAAAACAAGGAUGGCCAAUCACCUGAUGAUUGUACAUAUCUACUACUGUACUGCACAAGCUAAUUAACCUACCUUGCGUUGUAAAAUGAAGAUUAAGGACUUCUUUGUUGGUGGGUUUUUUUAAGCAACUGCUGGUGGUUGGUUCCAGACUCCCUUUUUGUUAAGCUGUCACAGAUGUCUUUGCUGUAUGUCUUUGUGCCCUUGUAGUUUUAGUGGGUUGGAUGUAUCGAGAACUUAUUUACCUGAAACAAAAUGCAUCUCCUGUUUCUCUUU